Molecule: messenger RNA, 567 nt
Organism: Ficedula albicollis (Collared flycatcher)
Lineage: Eukaryota; Metazoa; Chordata; Aves; Passeriformes; Muscicapidae
Product: rho guanine nucleotide exchange factor 11-like
Exons: 7
Coding region: 1-567 (188 amino acids)
Biological process (GO): G protein-coupled receptor signaling pathway; intracellular signal transduction
Cellular component (GO): cytoplasm
Molecular function (GO): guanyl-nucleotide exchange factor activity; G protein-coupled receptor binding
Source: RefSeq, a predicted model, not a curated record
AUGGCCGCUGUGGCUGCUGCUUUCUGCUCGGGGCAGUCGCUGGCGCUGGAGCUGAUCCGCACCAAGCAGCGCAAGGAGAGCCGCUUCCAGCUCUUCAUGCAGGAGGCCGAGAGCAACCCGCAAAGCCGGCGGCUGCAGCUGAAGGAUCUGAUCGUGUCCGAGAUGCAGCGGCUCACCAAGUACCCGCUGCUGCUGCACAACAUCAGCAAGUGCACCGAGGCUGGCUCAGAGGAGCAGCAGAAGCUGUGCCGUGCCCGGGAGCAGUGCCGGGACAUCCUGCGCUUCGUCAACGACGCCGUGCGCGGCGCCGAGAACCGGCAGCGGCUGCAGGAGCUGCAGCGGCGCCUGGACACGGCGGCGCUGGAGAGAACCAGCAACCCCCUGGCUGCCGAGUUCCGGAACCUGGACCUGACCACGCACCGGAUGAUCCACGAGGGGCCCCUGACCUGGAGAGUGGGCAAGGACAAGAGCGUGGACAAACGGGCCCUGUUCAUCAUCUGCACCUCGGAGCUGGGACCCCAAAUCUACGAGCUGGUGGCACUGACGUCCUCGGAGAAGAACACGUGA